AACCCUCUCAAAAUAUAGUUAGACGAAAACGGCAUUAGGGCAAUUCCAAACAUGUGUGCAUCCGUUUGCAUCUUCACGUGAAAGUGGUAUGCUGCUAGAAAACUUUGUGUUUAUUAGCACAAACUAAUUGUACACGAAGGAUUUAAUCAGACUUAUUACUAACAAUGAUAAAUAGAGGAGAAGACGACGUGUAGUUGAAGAUUAAACAAGAACAGAAGAUAGUUUCAUCAUGUUUUCAUUACGACAGCUAUUUCAACUUGGCACGCGACUCAGUUUUAUGAGAGAACCUGUGAAUUUACAUUGGUUGGCAUCGAUUUCACGAGAAAAGGUCGAUAUCAAUCGUCGUGAAAGAAUAUUUGUUAGAAUGAAAACGAAUGUCUGCGAAUCGUCUCAAACAAUCAACGAAGAACCUACUAAGAAGCCGCUGGGCAAGCUUGAAGGGAAACUCAAGUUAGCAUUUACCUGUAAACGUUGUUCUCACAGAAAUAACAAUAUAAUAUCAAAGCUGGCAUAUGAAAAGGGGGUGGUUAUAGUACGAUGUAAUGGUUGCAAAAAUAACCAUUUAAUAGCAGACCAUCUUGGAUGGUUCACAGAGAUGAAAGCUUAUAGGAACAUUGAAAGACUUUUGGCAGCAAAGGGGGAGACUGUUACAAAAAUACUGAAUGACGUUGAAGGAUAUGUGGAGGUUGUUCCCAAAGAAAAAUCGUAUUUUUCAGAGUAUGUAGAAGAAGAAGGACAUCUCAUGGAAAAGAAAAAAAGUGAAAUAUGUAUAGAAAAGAAAAAUUAUGAAAGUUCUGGGGAUAAGUAGGAUGGAAAUUGUUUAGGCAAUUUAUAAAUACUUCUAAAUUUAUUGUAUACUGUUUAUAAUCUAUAUUACGUUCAACUUACAAAUAUAUGUGUAAAAAAGCAAUAUCGGAUAUGUUUGGUCGAUAUCGAGACUUAAAAAUUUAUUUUUCAUUCAGCAUAAUUACUAGAAAAAAUAGUUUAUAUUUUUAUAGUAUGCUUAUUUUUAUUUUGUUUUUAAUCAUAUAAAAUGUAAACAAUACUUCUAAUAUGUACAAUUUGGUAAAAGAUAUAUAUUCUCAAAACAAAGUUUCUCAGAUCUUACAAAAAUUCUACAAGACUUGCCUCUUCUUGCUACGUAACUGUCUCUGAAAACAGCUUGAUUUUAUUAUCAAGUGUAAUCUCAAUCAAAUUUAAAUGGCUGACCUUGGCACAUGUUUUAAAAAUUACUAUAUAUGGCAAGUUUUAAUAGACAAAUUGUUCAAUGUUUGUUGUGUAAAUAUGUAUUAAGAAAUGGAUAUGUAUAAUACAUAUUUUAUAAAACUAUGUUUCAUUAACAAUAAAAUCUGUGAAACAUAGUUAAAUCCUUUAUAAAUGUGUAUAUAUAAUACAUAUAUAUGUAUAUAAAAUAUAUAGUAUUGGAAACAGA
Hylaeus volcanicus is the source of this 1432-nucleotide messenger RNA. RefSeq lists its product as uncharacterized. Gene Ontology annotation, molecular function: protein-folding chaperone binding; zinc ion binding. The transcript has 2 exons. Gene Ontology annotation, cellular component: mitochondrion. The record is from RefSeq and is a predicted model, not a curated record. The coding region runs from base 230 to 808 and encodes 192 amino acids. Gene Ontology annotation, biological process: protein stabilization; protein import into mitochondrial matrix; protein folding. Lineage: Eukaryota; Metazoa; Arthropoda; Insecta; Hymenoptera; Colletidae.